Molecule: messenger RNA, 2277 nt
Organism: Lasiodiplodia theobromae
Lineage: Eukaryota; Fungi; Ascomycota; Dothideomycetes; Botryosphaeriales; Botryosphaeriaceae
Product: Heat shock factor (HSF)-type DNA-binding protein
Exons: 2
Coding region: 1-2277 (758 amino acids)
Biological process (GO): regulation of DNA-templated transcription
Molecular function (GO): DNA-binding transcription factor activity; sequence-specific DNA binding
Source: RefSeq, a predicted model, not a curated record
AUGCAAAGGACCGUUCCCUCUCGCAAGCGACCCGCUCCCGGCGCCUCCCCGAUGGUGAACCAGCAGACUUCAGCCGGGGGCGGCAUGGGCUUGACUCCGCACUCGCAGGAUCCGCAACAGUACUCCAAUGACCAAUUCAUGUCCGGCUGGAGUGACCCCGCCGCCAUGAACGGCGUUCCCGCCUACACCGACCCCACCCUCUACGACCCAAACCUCAUAGCUGGCCUCCAGAAUGGCAUGUCCUACACCAACGGCCAGCGCCUUCCCGCCGACCAGGUGCCGAACAACCAGCUCGUCCGCCGCAGCAAUAACCAUCAGCUCACUUCGCGAGAGUACGGCGGAUACAACCACAUGGGCCAGAAUGCAUGGGAGAACGAAGACGAUGAGGAUCUGGAGGCGCAGGCUCUGAGAGCUCGCAAGGAAGCACAGGCGAAAAGGAAGCAGAUUCCCCCGUUUGUGCAGAAGCUCAGCAGCUUCCUGGACAACUCGAAUCACACUGACCUCAUCCGAUGGUCUGACGACGGCAAUUCCUUCAUAGUCCUGGACGAAGACGAGUUUGCCAAGACGCUGAUCCCCGAGCUCUUCAAGCACAACAAUUAUGCCUCGUUCGUGCGACAGCUGAACAUGUACGGGUUCCACAAAAAGGUCGGCCUGUCCGACAACUCGAUGAAGCAAGCCGAGCGCCGCGACAAAAAGACCCCCAGCGAGUACUUCAACAAAUACUUCAAGCGCGGAAGGCCCGAGCUCCUCUGGCUCAUCCAGAAGCCGAAGAACCCCCAGUCGAGCUCGAAACGGAAGAGGGACGACGACAAGAAACACGACAGCGAUGACGACACACGGAAGGAGAAUGACGGUAACGGCGAAGGCUCGGCCAAGGACAUGCAACUCAUCUCCAAGUCGGACUACAAUACCAUGCGCAGCGAAAUCCGCCAGCUGCAACAGCAGCAGAAGCUGAUCUCCGGCAUCAUCCAGCAGAUGCGCCGUCAAAACGAGCAAUGGUAUCAGCAAGCCAGCCAGUUCCAGAAAAUGCACGAGCGCCAUGAAAGUUCCAUCAACGCCAUCCUCACUUUCCUCGCAACUUUUUACAACCGGAGCCUCGAGGGUCAGAACGGCGUCAACAUGAACCUAGCAGACAUGUUCCCUUCGUCGAUAUCUCAGAAUAACCAGAACCAGGGUAGUGUUGUAGAUAUGGGCGAUUUCCCCGACGUCGACAUGUCGUCAAAAAAAUCCCCGGGGCCCCGUCCCAACAAACGGCCUCUGGCCCUGCUGCCUCCCCCUACGGCAAGAGAAACCAAGUCGCCGAGCCCGCACGUUACGACUCAGAGCCCAGAAUCAUCCCGCCCUGGAGUCGGUUCCAGGACUCAUAGCCGGUCACAGAGCUUCCAGCCUCCGCAACAGCAGCGACAGCCAAGGCCGCGGAACCUAAGCACCAGCCCGCAAACGCCACUUGACCACAAUUUCACGUCGGCCGCUCCCAGCCCAGCCAUCAAAUCCGAGACAUCUCCGGGAGUACAGGCUCCGGAGAACACAGAAGACAUGAUGUCUGUCAUCAACUCCGUCAAUGCAAAUUCCAACACGGCUACGACGGGCCCGCAAUUCGAUUUCCCCGCAGCCCUGUCACACUUCCAAACAGCAGACGGUAACACACCCCUGACUCAACAGCAGCGCGAGGACAUGCUCUCGUUGAUGAACGCAGCCACUCCUUCAGCAGACGGUGACUCCAAUGGUGCAAACAACGCUCUGAUCAACCCUCAACCCCCGCCUAUGCCGACGCUUGAGCACUUUGGAGCUCAUCAAGAACAACUUGACAUGCUUCAGCGCUUGCAGGAAGAACAGGCCGCUCGCGUGCAGAAUCUUUCCGAUCGGCUAGCCCCAAUGAGCCCCGGUGGCUCCAUCCCCGGCUGGUACAACAGUCAUGCAAAUGCGCCGCCCAAUGACUUUGACCUUGAUACAUACAUUCACACGGAUGGCGACAACUACUUCACAGAUGCUGCUCCAACGGCAACCGGUGUGCACGAUGACCAUAUGCCGUCACUUCCCACCGACGACAACUUUGAUUUCGAUUUCGGAAAUGUCGACAACAAUGUGAGCUUCUCUCCCGCAAAUCCUACUCAGAGCCUGUUCGGCCAUGAGACUGCAAGUGAUGGAGCGGAGAAUGGAGGGGGCCGCAUUGUAGAGAGCGUUCCCAGCAGCGGAUCGAACAGCCCAGCCGAAAAUGGUGACAAGGAUGGUCUUGCCAAGCCCAAGUCUCCCCGCAAAAAGAGGAAGACUGGUUGA